Molecule: messenger RNA, 1701 nt
Organism: Zingiber officinale
Lineage: Eukaryota; Viridiplantae; Streptophyta; Magnoliopsida; Zingiberales; Zingiberaceae
Product: dehydration-responsive element-binding protein 2D-like
Exons: 2
Coding region: 473-1330 (285 amino acids)
Biological process (GO): ethylene-activated signaling pathway; regulation of DNA-templated transcription
Molecular function (GO): DNA-binding transcription factor activity; DNA binding
Source: RefSeq, a predicted model, not a curated record
UUCAUCAUCCACUUCCUCUUUCCCCUCUUCCUCCUCUUCGCUUUGGGGUUUUAGCGGGCGACCAGAUCGAUAAAGCGAAGGGAGGUCGAGGAGGAGGCCGGCGGCGAUCGAUCUACCGAGCGACGGAUCGAGGUCUGGAUUCGGAUUUUUUUAUAUGUAUAUGUCGUCUGGUGCCCUCGAUCUAUUUUUGCUCGUCGCCGGAAAAUUUCCAAAUUUGAAUCGGAAGCGCCUCGAUCACUCUCUUCUCAUUCGAACAACGACGGAGGGAUCGAAGAAGACGGAUUCGAUGCGACAUACUAGAGUUGGUUUUGGAGUGAAGUAUUUUGGAUUUAAGCAUAUAGAUCUCUGUUGUUCUUCAGAGGAGCACUGAUUUGACUAAGAGAUAACGAGAAAAGAAAACAAAACCCCACAGUUUUGCUUGCAUUUUUUCCCUUUUUUGUUUUGUUGGAGCUCAGUUUUGGGAUCGAGACAGAUGACUGUGCUUCAGUACUACCCACUCGGGACGAACCGAGAGAAGAUCACUAAGAAGAGAGUCAAGAAGCAGCAAGUCGAUCGAUUGGAUUCGAGUUCGCAUCUCGAUUCGAAACUGCACGCGAGAACAAUCCGCAUCGUGUUUGAUGACGCCGAAGCUACCGAAUCGAGCGAGGGCGAAGGCGUGAGCUACUCCUGGCGCAAGAAGAGGGCGAUUCACGAGUUCACGGUGCCUUCACCGUCCCUCUCUGCCGUUUCUCCAGCGUUACCGCGAGAGAGGAUCGGGAGGAAUCGCAGAGCCCCCAAAACCCUGAGCAGGCACAAGGACAAAGCACACAGCUCCGCGACCUCGUCGUUGGCCACCAGGUUUAGGGGGGUGAGGCAGCGGCCGUGGGGGAAGUGGGCUGCGGAGAUCCGCGACCCCAUCCGCGGCGCCAGGCUCUGGCUCGGCACCUACGACACCGCCGAGGCCGCCGCCGCGGCCUACGCGGCAGCAGCCCGCCGCUUCAAAGCUGAAAAAUCGAAGAACCAACCCGCCGCAGCUUCUUCCGCCACCAUCUCCUCAUCCUCCGCCUUGAUGACGCCCUCCGACGCAGCCAAGGGGCCGCCAUCCCCCUCCUCCAUUCUCGACCUCAACCAGUCAACCGCCGCCGCCGCUGCGGUGGAGCAGUCCAUUGCAGACUUCUUUCUGGAGCACGAGCUGCUUGUGCUUGAGGCAGACUCUGCCUUCGAUCCAAACCUGUUCCUUAUGGGCCAUAUCGACUCCGAGCUCUUGGAAGACGACGACUUCCCUAGUCUCCAUACUCUCUCCCAAUGGACGGACUUCGAAUCAAUUGGAGUUGAAAAUUUUGCAGCAUAGUUUCUGCUAUUCGCCAUUACUGCAACUCUACAGGUACUGAUUAUACUAUCUGCUAUAUCACAAGACGAUCAAAAAGAAUAAGCAUGCUAUCGAAAUAAAGAGUUGGGUGAAGAGUUCUCGGGCCUUCUAAAAUCUGAAAAUUUGCAGUGUUUGUAAAGAGUUCUUGGGAUUUUUCCCAAGAACUCGAGGCAUUUCCUUUGUCGUUAGCACUUAGCACCUAACCAUGUCGGCUGCUAGUCUAUCUUUUGACGUGUUUUUGCGUAAUAUUUUGAAUUCAUUAGGCUGCUUUUAUUGCCAUGGAAACAGUGUUAUUGGUAAGAACAAGAUCUUCGUUAUUCAGUUUGUUGACCAGUGUCACUUUUUCUUUGUCA